GUAAAACAGACAUGCUAUAUAUAGCCGGGUGGUCAGGAACCAGGGAACGGGGCGAACGGGGGAUGGUGAGGUUUCUGAUGACAGGCGAUUGAUGCUGGCGCAGGAUUGGGCUGGUUUCAGGUGGACAGGAUGCAGCGUGGACCAAUAAAGACUCGAUUGAUAACGCAUGGGGCUAUUUGCUUAUGCGGAUGGACUGGAUAACUAGUUACUUUACAAAAGAUAGGGUAGACUGGAAAAAGACCUGUCAGAAUCACUCCCUCUGUCUGCUCUCCCUCUGCUCAAAUUCUCUUUCUCAUCGCACCGCCACUUCUCGUAGUCCCACCUUGGCAGAGUUAACCCCAUGCAUAGGCAAUAAUGCAUUCGACAGCCCUGAUGAUAAUAAUUCAGUCCUCGACUGCUCAGGUCCAAAACUUAAAAUCCCGACCAGCGCAGAAUAACUUUCCCCUCUCCAUCAGCUCAUCCCAACCUACCCCUAGACCUCCUAUAUUGCUUCCCAUGUUGCACUUUGUGCUUCUUAUCAGUUCUGAGAGUCGUCAUCCUCCCAGUAUUACUUGUUUUUCUUUUUUGCCAGACGCAAGGGGGCUCCACUCAGUGUGUGCCUUAUCAAGCCUGGCGGUUAACUAACGAACUAGUCAUCACGAGACUAACCAACUUCUUCACUAACCCUGUAUCUGCCCGCCCAAUCAACCCAGCACGAUUGAGUCUUUGUUCAGUGCCCACGCAAUCCUACAUUUUAACUCCGCGCCUUCGUAUU
Molecule: messenger RNA, 754 nt
Organism: Aspergillus welwitschiae
Lineage: Eukaryota; Fungi; Ascomycota; Eurotiomycetes; Eurotiales; Aspergillaceae
Exons: 1
Coding region: 355-624 (89 amino acids)
Source: RefSeq, a predicted model, not a curated record